Molecule: messenger RNA, 609 nt
Organism: Trifolium pratense (red clover)
Lineage: Eukaryota; Viridiplantae; Streptophyta; Magnoliopsida; Fabales; Fabaceae
Exons: 3
Coding region: 1-552 (183 amino acids)
Source: RefSeq, a predicted model, not a curated record
AUGGCCGUCACGGUGAAACAUAUGGCUUCGAUUGUAUCGGCGUUCGGGGUCGCAUCUUUCAUUUUGGGGGUUAUUGCAGAAAACAAGAAGCCCGCAGCUGGAACACCGGUACCUAGUAACGAUGGUGUAUCGAUCACGUGCCAGUACCCAUCUGAUCCAACUGUUGUGUUGGGGUUUCUUUCUGUAAUUUUUCUUAUUGCAUCCACCAUGACUGGGUAUAUGUCUUUGAAUUACCCUUACAAAGGAAAGGCUAUUCCACAAGGAGCUCUGUCAAAACACACUACUUUCACGGUAUUCUUCAAUAUUGCAUUGUUUACUACUGGAUUUGCUGGAAUGUUCUUAUUAUGGCCAACAAUCACCGAACAAAUUCAGUUGAAACACAACGUGCAUCGCGAUAUCAACUACGCAUGCCCUACAGCUAAAACUGGUCUCCUUGGUGGUGGUGCCUUUUUAUCUCUUGAUUCAUCUCUGUUUUGGUUGGUUGCACUUAUGCUAGCUGAUAAUGCUCGUGAGGAUUAUUUUGAAGAGCAAGAAGAAAAUAAGGGUGAAUAAGGGUGAAAAUAGGGGUGCUGAGUAGCAAUUCUGUGAAAUAUGAUUGUAAAUAUGUUU